AUGGCGACGACUCCCACCCCCCGCCGCGGCAGCCUUGGCGGCGACGACGACGCUGGACUGCCUCGCAUCGCCGACACACCUGCAGACCUGCGGCGAGACGACUCGACUCUGACGGCCGAGCUCCCUGAGCCCCUCCAAGGCAGCGACGACGACACAAGCGAGAAUGUGGGCUUUGCCCAGACCAGCCCCAUGGCUGUGAACAUGAACCAGAGCAUCUUUGGUUUGAUUGCCGCUGCAGGAUCCCGGGUCGACUUCAACACCCGCUUUGACGACGGCAGCAGUGACGAGGACGACGGCGAAGGUGAGGACGAAGAAGGGAGCCGUCUGAAACCACUAGGCUCCCGGCACCGCGACCUUUCACAGACGGCUAUACUGGGGUCAUUCCCCGCCAAGGAUAAACGGCUCGGGCACAAGAAGAAGCUUUCUGGUCACAGGCUCUUGAAGUCGUUUGCCUCGUUGCCUAGAAGGAAGAGCGGCAGAGGCUCUGGCAAGAUGUGGGAGCCUACCGAGGAGGUGGACGAGCCGAGCGAGUCGAGUCAAUCACCCUCUCCCAAGAAGCCCUCCCAACAGCUAGAGGAGGAGGAGGAGGAUCUCCGAGUCGCACCCGUCAUGAGCCGAAUGCUAGAGGCCCAGGCCGAAAUGGCCAGCCGGUCUAGCUUUGAUAUUGAUAUUGAAAGAGACUCUUCCGGCCCCGAUCGAACAGACGAAGGAGAGGAAGAGGGAGAAGAGGAGGGAGAAGCAAGCCAUGUCACAGCCUUGGCAAGGAAAUUAAUGGAGAUAUUUGACUUUGAUGAGCCAGAGCGUGUUAUAGAAGAGUAUCCGUGUUGGUUGCUCAAAAGCGUAUUGCUACAAGGCUAUCUAUACAUUACUUCGAAGCACAUUUGCUUCUAUGCCUAUCUUCCAAAAAAGACACAAUCCGUAACCAAAUCUGGUUACCUAUCAAAAAGCGGGAAACGUAACCCAAAGUACAGCCGUUACUGGUUUCGUCUCAAAGGCGACGUGCUCUCGUACUACCAGGAUUCCACUAACCUCUACUUUCCACACGGCCACAUUGAUCUCAGCUUCGGCAUCUCUGCUAGCGUCACAGACAGAGACAAGGAAGGCGUGCAUUUUUCAGUGGUAACAAGCCAUCGCACCUACAACUUCAGAGCCGAGAGUGCGCCGAGUGCCAAGGAAUGGGUCAAGAGUUUACAGAGGGUCAUUUUCCGAAGCCAUAAUGACGGCGACAGUGUCAAGAUAUCUAUUCCCAUCAACAACGUCAUUGACGUGGAGGACUCUCAGAUGAUGGAGUUUUCAGAUACCUGCAAGAUUCGAGUCAUGGACAGUGACGAAACGUUUGCUAUCGACGAGUAUUUCUUCUCCUUCUUCAACUACGGAAAAGAGGCCAUAGACGUUAUCAAGGAUUUGGUAGAAGACGCAUCCGCCGAGGGCCCGACGGCUGGUAAAGCCAUUGCCAAACAAGAAGAGUCCUCCAAUCCGUCAUCGCCUCGCGCCCCGGGAAGCGCUUUCCGAAAUUUAACUCGCGUGGAUAGCGCACUUACCACGAAACUUGGCCCGGGACUGGUAGCUGAUCAUUCGACAUCACGCAGUUCCACAAAAAGGGACAGUCACGAUGAGGAUUCUCGAGGACGAUCCAGCGACAAUAAAAGAUCAGAAGGUAGCCAUCAGGGUGAAGAGCGAAUAUCAUCACGGAUGCUCGAAUCGUCCGAGUCAAAUCUGUACUCAUCAAUGGAAGAACCAAGCUUCGCUAGUCUCAACGAAUCUGCUUUUGAAGAUCCUUCUGCAAGUCAGAUCCUCAGAGGCAGUGACGUCUUCCAAAACCCGACCAUGAGACACUCACAAAGCUCCAUCCGUGACGACAAGGAAUCAGACCUUCAGCCGGCUGUUUCUACACCAAGCCAUGCUGAAGGGUCCGGCUAUGCUGGGUCUGUUGACCUCCCACGAGUGUCAACGCCAACGUUGCAGAGCAUUACGAGAAUGGGCGCAUAUCCCUUGCAACGAGCUGGUGCGUUUGCCGAUUAUCUGAACAAGACAGGCAAGCGAAUGAGCACCCUCCUUGCCACGGAAUCUAUGGGCUAUGUCGAGAAAGUUUCCGGCAUGUGGAAAGGUGAACGCAAGCAUUACGAUGAACCUGCCGGCCUGCGACCCGACGAGGAUGACCUGGAAGAGGACGAUGACGGCCAGAUCAAGACAUCUAAUGAACGGUUUCGAGCACAUUUCGCACUCCCUGCCACAGAACGGCUGCAGGCUACGUAUUUCGGAUACAUUAUGCGCGUCCUGCCGCUGUACGGUAAAAUCUAUCUCAGCGGUGGAUAUUUCUGCUUCCGAAGCUUGCUCCCCGGUACGAGGACGAAGUUGAUUCUCCCCCUGAAAGAUAUCGAGAAUGCGCAUAAAGAGAAGGGUUUUCGCUUUGGGUACUCUGGUCUGGUAGUUAUCAUUCGUGGGCAUGAAGAGCUCUUCUUCGAAUUUCGACAAGCUGAGAUUCGUGACGACUGUGCAGUGACGCUGCUGCAGUGCCUGGAAAUCGAUCGCAAUCUUCAAGGAUCUGGACUCUUGUCACUGGCAUCCAAAGAGGAAGCAAACGCUGCGAUCGCAGAGCGGGAGGCCUUGAAACUAGCAGGACAAGAGACGUUUACAGACCGCGAACCUCGAGUACCGCAGUCAACCACUCAUGCCGCCAAUAUCUUGGGAGACGACCUAGAAACAUCGGUGAUACAGUUCAAGGCACCGCAUUCAAUGAGAAUCACAUGCCUAACAAUCGGUUCCAGAGGCGAUGUUCAGCCUUACAUCGCAUUGUGCAAGGGAUUGCUCAAAGACGGCCACAAGCCGAGAAUUGCCACACACGCAGAAUUCCAGGGAUGGAUCGAAUCACAUGGUAUUGAAUUUGCGUGUGUCGAGGGUGAUCCCGGAGAGCUCAUGCGCCUCUGCAUUGAGAACGGAACAUUUACGCUUUCGUUCCUUCGGGAAGCUAAUGCAACAUUCCGAGGCUGGCUCGAUGAUCUUCUUGAUUCCGCUUACAAGGCUUGUGAAGGGUCUGAGCUUCUCAUCGAGUCGCCGUCAGCCAUGGCAGGAAUCCACAUUGCAGAGAAGCUUGGGAUUCCGUAUUUCAGAGCAUUCACGAUGCCGUGGACGAGGACACGAGCGUACCCCCACGCCUUCAUUAUGCCGGAAAACAAGAUGGGCGGUGCCUACAACUACAUGACCUAUGUCAUGUUUGACAACAUCUUUUGGAAGGCUACCGCUCAUCAGGUCAACAGAUGGAGGAACAAAACGCUUGGACUGCCAAAUACCGGGUUGGAGAAAAUGCAGCCUAACAAGGUGCCUUUCUUAUACAAUUUCAGCCCGAGUGUCGUCGCGCCUCCUCUGGAUUUCUCAGAUUGGGUCAGAGUCACUGGCUACUGGUUCCUGGACGAAGGCGGCGACUAUGAGCCUCCUCAGGAGCUGCGAGACUUUAUCCAGAAGGCAAGGGCUGAUGGCAAAAAGAUUGUAUAUGUCGGAUUUGGUUCCAUUAUCGUCAACGACCCGGCCAAGAUGACCCAGGAGGUGAUUGACGCCAUCCUUAAGGCUGAUGUCCGAUGCAUUCUCUCCAAGGGAUGGUCUGAUCGCAUCACUGGCAGGGACGAACCCACUAGACCGCUUGCUGAAGAGCCGGUGAUGCCACCGGAGAUUCACGUCAUCAAAUCUGCUCCACACGACUGGCUAUUCCGACAGAUUGACGCAGCAGCGCACCACGGCGGAUCAGGAACCACUGGCGCCAGCUUGAGGGCUGGUAUACCGACCAUCAUCCGGCCUUUCUUUGGAGACCAAUUCUUCUUUGCUAGCCGUGUAGAAGAUUUGGGCGUUGGCGUUUGGGUCAAGAAGUGGGGAACGAAAUCGUUUGGCCGGGCUCUUUGGGAAGUCACGCGUAACGAGCGAAUGAUUGUCAAAGCCCGGCAGCUGGGUGAACAAAUUCGCAGGGAGAGCGGUGUUGAAACUGCGAUUCAGUCUAUAUACCGAGACAUGGAAUAUGCAAAGAGCCUGAUUAAGCAUACAGAUGGACAUUUAGAAACAGAAGAAGACGAAGACACGGAAGAGAGCUGGACAUUUGUCCGCGGCGACGAGCCGGAUCCAGACGUGAUUACGACAAAGUUGAGCGAAGGUUUGGAAGGCGUAGCAUUGGGAAACAAUAGCAAGGCGUCAGGCAAGGCAUAGUAAGAUGGAACCUAACGAAUAUGUCUUUUCGGGUUGUUUUUCUUUUCUUUCUCUUUUUUUCCUUAUUUUUGGAUGAGCGGAUUACAGGAUUUCUACAUGCAAACCCUAGAGAUGAGUUUUUUUAAUACUUGGUUUCUCUUUCUCUUUUUUCCUUUGCUUUUUUUUUUUUCCUUUUAUUCCUUUACUUGGGAGAUUGGAUCUAGCUCGUCAUACUUUUAAGUCGAUGAACAUGAGAUGAGAUGAUAAUGUGUUGGGUGGAGAUUCGGGUUUACGACGAGAUUGGAUGAGUGCUAUGACUGCGGUCUUAUUGGCUGGAAUAGAUUUUGCGCUAUAGAAUGAAGAAUGCAAAGCUAAAUCGCACUUUUGGUAUAAUACUUGUAGAUGAUAUGUCGAGACGUAUGUCGACUGUAAAAAAGAGAAUAUACUCGAGCACCAUGGAGAGAAUGAGAGGAUAAGAAGUGUUCAAGUAGUAAAUGAGUAAAUGAGUAAUACUUGUUCAUAAAAUAGUCGGCUGGUAUCGUAAUAAAUCAUAGCUAACUCAUACACAGACCAAGACAUGUCAAAACACCCACAAAUACCCAAAAUCCUGUCAUUGCACGCUCGCUCAAAGUAGAUGAAGUGAAGAAAUAGAAAACCCCCGUAAAUGGCUUGUUAUACGCACAAAUCUUUCGCGUGUGGUUGUGAUCCAAGGGGGAUAGCGCCAUCCUUGGACGUGAUAUUAUUCGAGAAGCCCACCAGGGGUCGCGAAUUGGCAAUUGCCUCCCACAAAUCUAGGAACGCAUCCUCCAUGCCAUCAGUGGUUGGGUCUCGGUCCUGGUACACAAUGCGACCGGUGGCAUCUCUCACAGGCUGCCCGUUGCCGUCCACAACCGGUUCGUUCAGCAGGAGGAAAAACUCGGGCCAGUCUCGCCAGGGCGAAGUCUCCAGGGCUAUCCUCCAGAUGCCGUCUGUGUGCGCGAUGAUGGCGUCUUCCCAGCGGGCUGUCAUGUGAAGGCAUUCGCGAUACCAGUCCAUCAUGCCCUGCAUGUCCGCGCGCCACCAGCCGCCAAGGAUGGUGCCGCCAGGCAGAAUCUGCUGCCUUGAUAUAACCCAACGGGCCAAGGCGGGCCAGAAUAUCUUUUGCAGCAGGUCCAAUUUCUGCUGGCGCGUAACUCCAAACUCGCCCACCUGGAGAACAUAGAUGCGAUCGAAGCUCGCUGCCUGAACCCAGUCGCUUUCUCUAUGAGCUGUGUCGCAGUCCAUGGGGCUCUUGUGGGUAGGAU
Messenger RNA from Trichoderma atroviride IMI 206040, 5453 nucleotides. The record is from RefSeq and is a predicted model, not a curated record. NCBI's taxonomy places the organism in Eukaryota, Fungi, Ascomycota, Sordariomycetes, Hypocreales, Hypocreaceae.